GAGUCACGCACACCCACCCACCCACCCUCACCGAGAGAGCGCCAAACCCAAACGGAAAUCCCCCUCUACUUUUUUAUUCCUUUUGCCGCUCUCUCUCUCUCCCCUGAAAAUUCACCUCACCUCACCCCAACCAAACCCUCAUAUUAACGUACCUUCAGUUUUUCAAAAUCGAAUCCAAUUUCCUCCUAAUUCUCACCACUUCACUCAUCACUCAAUCCUUUCCCAUCUCCACCAAUCCACAAUUUCUCCCUAGCUGCAUCUCUCCAUGGGGCAGCCCUCGUUGCCGCCUCCGCCAAUUGCCCCUCCACCGCCACCGCCGCUCCCGCCGCCGGCUCAGCUCGGUGCCGGCCCCGCCGCUGGGUGCCAGGUGCGCUGCGCCGGUUGCAAGAUGGUGCUUACCGUGAUGCCUGGCCUGACCGAGUUCGUCUGCCCUACGUGCCAGCUACCGCAGAUGCUGCCGCCCGAGUUGAUGCGGUCCAACCAGGCCCAGGCCCAGGCCCAGCAGCAACGGACUGCCCCGGCCCACGGCAUCGAUCCGACUAAGAUCCAGCUGCCAUGCGCCAACUGCAAGGCCAUACUCAAUGUGCCGCAUGGCUUGUCUCGCUUCAAUUGCCCUCAGUGCCAGAUUAGUCUCGCCGUCGAUCUCUCCAAGAUAUCGCAAGUGUUGCCUCCUCCAGUCCGCCCUCCUCUGCCUCUGCCACCGGCCGAAGAAGUCAAUGAGGUGGCCAUUGAAGUGGAGCGGGAAGAAGAUGAAGGUGGAUUGGCUGGAGAAACAUUUACGGAUUAUCGACCUCCCAAGCUAUCUAUUGGUCCUCCUCAUCCAGAUCCUGUUGUGGAGACAUCAUCCUUGUCUGCUGUACAACCUCCUGAACCUACUUAUGAUCUCAGGAUUAAGGAUAAGUUAGAGAGUUCAAAAGCAUUGUCAUGCUUACAGAUUGAAACACUGGUCUAUGCUUGUCAGAGACAUCUCCAGCACCUCCCUGGUGGUGAUAGAGCUGGCUUUUUUCUUGGAGAUGGUGCUGGUGUGGGUAAAGGAAGGACCAUUGCUGGGUUAAUAUGGGAGAACUGGCACCAUGGGAGACGAAAAGCAUUGUGGAUAUCUGUAGGUUCUGACUUGAAAUUUGACGCUAGAAGAGACUUGGAUGAUGUUGGUGCAACAUGUAUUCAAGUUCAUGCUCUGAACAAGCUGUCUUACUCUAAGCUCGAUUCCAAGGCUGUUGGCGUUAAGGAGGGAGUUAUUUUCUCGACUUAUAGCAGCCUCAUUGCAUCCUCUGAGAGAGGACGUUCACGUUUGCAUCAGCUUGUGCAAUGGUUUGGUGAUUUGGAUGGACUUAUUGUAUUUGACGAGUGUCAUAAAGCAAAAAAUCUGGUCCCUGAAGCUGGGGGGCAGCCAACAAAGACGGGCGAAGCUGUUCUUGAUAUCCAGGCCAGACUUCCUGAAGCUCGUGUCAUCUAUUGCUCAGCAACUGGUGCUUCUGAACCACGCAAUUUGGGUUAUAUGGUUCGCCUCGGUCUUUGGGGAUCUGGAACAUCUUUUCUCAACUUUCGUGAUUUUUUAGUUGCAAUGGAAAAAGGGGGUGUUGGAGCUUUGGAACUUGUUGCCAUGGAUAUGAAAGCAAGGGGGAUGUAUGUUUGUCGCACGCUGAGCUACAAAGGCGUGGAAUUUGAAGUUGUUGAAGUUCCACUGGAGGCCAAAAUGACGGAAAUGUAUGAAAAAGCAGCAGCGUUCUGGGCUCAGUUAAGAAUGGAGUUGAUAACGGCUAGCACAUUUCUUGCAAAUGAGAGGCCUAAUUCGAGUCAAGUGUGGAGAUUGUACUGGGCAAGUCAUCAGCGCUUCUUUAGGCAUGUAUGUAUGUCAGCUAAAGUUCCUGCAGUGGUUAGACUUUCUAAACAAGCAUUGCUGGAAAAUAAGUGUGUGGUUAUAGGCCUCCAGAGUACUGGGGAGGCAAGGACUGAGGAAGCUAUUACUAAAUAUGGUCUGGAGCUUGACGAUUUUAUAUCUGGGCCUCGUGAGUUGUUAUUGAAAUUUGUUGAGGAAAAUUAUCCGCUUCCAGAUAAGCCUGAACCACUUGCAGAAGAAAGUGUAAAAGAGCUUCAAAGAAAGAGGCAUUCAGCUACACCUGGUGUUUCAUUUGCAGGGAGGGUAAGGAAAGUUGCUAAACGGGAGGCUGAAAGUGAAGAAGAAAGCGAGUGGCAAUCUGAAACUGACACUGAACCUGAAACUGAAUCUGAUGAUGAGUUCCAGAUCUGCAACAUUUGCAAUUCUGAAGGGGAAAGGAAGAAAUUGCUUCAAUGUUCAUGUUGCAGCCAGCUUGUUCACCCUGCUUGUCUGGUUCCACCUGUUGUUGAAGUAACAUCUGGGGAUUGGUGUUGUUACUCGUGCAAGGAGAAAACAGAGGAGUUCCUCCGAGCUAGACAAGCCUACUAUGAAGAACUGCUGAAAAGAUAUGAAGGAGCCCUUGAACGUAAGAUGCAAAUUCUAGAAAUUAUACGCUCGUUGGAUCUUCCUAACAAUCCAUUAGAUGAUAUUGUUGAUCAGCUUGGAGGCCCUGAUAAAGUAGCAGAAAUCACAGGACGAAGAGGCAUGUUAGUCAGGGCUUCAGGUGGAAAAGGUGUUACUUAUCAGGCACGGAACACGAAAGAUGUGACCAUGGAAAUGGUCAAUAUGCAUGAAAAACAGCUCUUCAUGGGUGGUAAAAAACUAGUAGCUAUUAUAUCUGAGGCUGGAUCUGCUGGUGUUUCAUUACAAGCAGAUAGAAGAGCCGUUAAUCAGAGAAGAAGAGUUCAUUUAACUCUUGAACUCCCUUGGAGUGCUGAUAGAGCAAUUCAACAAUUUGGAAGAACUCACAGAUCAAAUCAAGCUUCUGCACCGGAGUACAGGCUGCUUUUUACAAAUCUUGGUGGCGAAAGACGUUUUGCUUCCAUUGUUGCAAAGAGACUUGAAUCUCUUGGAGCUUUGACACAGGGAGACCGUAGAGCGGGACCAUCUCUCAGUGCUUAUAAUUAUGAUAGUGCAUUUGGAAAGAAGGCCUUAAUGUUGUUGUAUAAGGGACUCAAUGACCAGGAACCUUUGGCCAUCGUUCCACCAGGAUGUUCAUCUGAAAAGCCUGAAACAAUAGAAGACUUCAUGGUGAAGGGAAAAGCUGCUCUUGUAUCUGUUGGGAUAGUUAGAGAGUCUGGCCGUAUAGUUGAUUCAGACAUGCAGGAUGUUGGGCGUUUCCUGAACCGACUUUUAGGGCUCCCUCCAGUGAUCCAAAAUAGGCUGUUCGAGUUUUUUGUUGGCAUCCUUGAUCUUCUUAUUCAGAGGGCACGUGUUGAAGGGCAUUUGGAUUCUGGUAUUGUUGAUGUGAAGGCUAACACAAUCGAGUUGCAGGGAGCACCAAAGACUGUUCAUGUUGACAAUAUGUCUGGGGCAUCUACUGUGUUGUUUACUUUCACAUUGGAUCGAGGAAUGACAUGGGAGGCUGCUUCCUCAUUGCUUGAGGAAAAGCACAAAGAUGAUGCUGGAUCAAGUAACAGUGGAUUCUAUGAAUCAAGGAGAGAAUGGAUGGGAAAACGGCAUUAUGUUUUAGCAUUUGAAGACUCUGAUUCUGGAGCCUACAAAAUUUUCCGGCCAAACCUUGGGGAGUCUAUCAGGGAGAUGACUCUAGCAGAACUAAAAGAAAAAUAUAGAAAACUUUCAGCUCUUGAGAAAGCUCGUAGUGGCUGGAAAGGUGAAUAUGAAGUUUCAUCCAAGCAGUGCAUGCACGGUCCCAACUGUAAACUGGGCAGCUUCUGCACUACAGGCAGAAGGUUACAGGAAGUGAACGUUUUGGGUGGCCUCAUUCUUCCUGUUUGGGGCACUGUUGAGAAAGCACUAUCCAAGCAGGCUCGUCAAAGCCAUAAAAGAAUCCGGGUUGUGCGUAUAGAGACCACUUCUGACAAUCAACGAAUUGUUGGAUUGCUCAUCCCAAAUGCUGCUGUUCCAACAGUUUUGCAAGAACUGGCAUGGGUUCAUGAAAUUGACGAGGAGUGAGAGUUGGGAGGGCUCAAACUUGUUUUGCCACUUUUUUGGGAGGAACGGUCUCCUAGACCUUUUGGGUUUGUGCUGCCAAGAUGCGGCAGAAUUAGGAUGACUUCUAACGUGCUUUGGCGAAGCCAGCAACGCCCACAUUUUUGGUGCCCAUUUGUUCAUAUUCCAAUUUUUAGGCCCCAUUGGAUAUCUGUUUUUUGUAUAUUACUAUUAUAGCAUUCAUGUAAUAUAGGCAAACAUAUGAAGAUUGUAACUUUCACAAACUCAUCUUAAAUACAAAUUCCUUUUGCUCCUCUAA
This is a messenger RNA of Salvia miltiorrhiza (redroot sage), 4310 nucleotides long. Its product is annotated as protein FORGETTER 1. The record is from RefSeq and is a predicted model, not a curated record. Gene Ontology annotation, biological process: regulation of DNA-templated transcription. Gene Ontology annotation, cellular component: nucleus. Lineage: Eukaryota; Viridiplantae; Streptophyta; Magnoliopsida; Lamiales; Lamiaceae. Gene Ontology annotation, molecular function: chromatin DNA binding; histone binding. The transcript is spliced from 31 exons. The coding region runs from base 266 to 4015 and encodes 1249 amino acids.